CCAUUUUCUUUUUACUUUAAAUUAUUUUUUAAUCUGGUCUAGUCGAUUCUCAAUUUGGUUGUAACAUUUUUCUUAAAGGAUGGAUCAUUUUUCAGUAUUCUUAGUCAUCAUUGUCGUGUGUGGUGCCUCGUUCGUGCAGGCAAAACAAGGUAGUAGUUUCUGUUUGUUUUAACCAUUUGUUAUCAUGGAGGUUUUAGGAUUAGGAGUCGUACUUGCACUCUACCUUUACUAAUGUUAAACGAAAUCAUUUUGUAAAUAUUCUGUCUUUAAUUAGAAGAAUGUUGAUCGAAAUUUAGUCUUUGAAAUGUAGCAAUUGAAUUACAUUAGAGAUCCAGGGAAACACUCCAACCUUUUGAAGAAGAGCCCAUCGUCGUUUGAGUUUUGAAGAAUUCCUCAAGUGUAUCCGAUCAGUUGAUUUAUAUUUCGAAGACUUGGCCAUCUAAAACCUUUUCUAACUUUCAUUUAAAAAUGUGGAAAUUAGAAAUCGUUAUUUCUGCACACCUUAAAAAGAAUUUGCAAAGCAGUAUUUGUUUCUAUUUAAUUUAUGGUGGAAAAGAAAGUUGUCCGAUUCUGUAUCGACAGCGCUUUCGUUUUUGACCACCACGUCAUCAAAGCUAUAUGCCUCGUAGACAUGAAUUCAAAACCAGCUGUAUACUGAUGCAAAAUGAUUUUGUAAGCCUGUAGUUGCUCGAAACACUGCAAUAUGUCUGGAUUUUACUUACCAUUAUGGUCUACUAGAUGAUAGUCAAGCUCAGUUAUCAGAGAGCGCGGUAUUCUUGUUAUAAUGUAUUUGGCGGCAAAUACAUGGAUUGAUGUAGUUUCAUUUUCUUGCUACUAGAAGUGUUUGCAUUUCUAUAAAGUUGUGCACCAUCUGCUGUCUCAUAACGCUUAAUGAAAUUCGCCAAUUGGUUAGAUAUUCACUGAACACCAUCGUACAAGAAAUGGUGAUGAACCAGCAGUCGUCUGAACAAGAAUUAUGUUUAAUCUUUCACUAUAUGUCUCGUAGUCUUGUAUGUAGAUUACGUGGCUUCAUUCUCGCUGUGGACUCGUGACACUUACGUGAAGAAUCAGUCAACGCUCUACCGAAAGUUGUGGAUUAUGCUCUACCGAAAGUUGUGGGUUAUGUCCGGGUACUACGGUUUCCUGCCACAGGCAAUGUUUACAUUCAUCGUAUAGCUAUGCUCUGUAAUCGGACACAAGUCAUAAAGUGGCUGCCAGAGGCGCUCUCAGAAAGCCUUCGACUGGAUCAGGUUGAGCUGCUUCGCAAUUCAGCUUAGCUUUCAGCCGAAAGAAUAAGGAUAAUUUGCACACCCUCACUUAUAGACUUAUAGUAUAAAUCUUGAUGUAUUCUGUAAUGGGGACAUUAGGCCCUCUAUGUCUUCUGAGUACACCCUGUCCUUCCAUAGAAAAUCCUCAACCAAACUCUUCAUUUUAGGUGGUAAUGGAGCCAGUUCCUGCUCGCCAUCGUUGAGUAUAGAAACCUCUGAAAUUCCAGUCAAAGUUGGCGGUGAUGUUAUUAUUAAAUGCAGAGCUUGUGGCCGGAAAGAUACAUUUUGGUUUAAGGAUGGUAAAAGAUUUGGGGAGACGGAAAGAGUCCAUUGGAUCUCUGCAAGAAAAGUUUCAUCGUAUCCGCUUAUAGUGGAAGGGAAAUUGAAAAUUGAGAAGUUGACGAAAAAAGAUCGUGGAAUUUAUACUUGCUACGCUUUGAAUUUUUUCACCAAUGUUAUGGAAAAGGGUGAUAUUAAAUUAGUUGGUAAGUGAAUGUUUUUUUUUGUUAGUUUGCAUUCAAUUUAUGAUGGUUAAUAUUUCCUGAGAGCUACGCAGGAUGUCAUGUUUUCAUCUUUGACGUUGUUUUUCAACUGUAUAUAUUCUGUAUCUGCUUCUGUAUAUGUCCAUUUCAAUUCUAUUAACUUUUUGGUUAUGGUGCAGGGCUAGUGGUUGAUGCAUGAUCCUUUCAUCUCUGUGGCUGAGAGCAGUCGUCUGAUUAUAGUUUCACUUCAGUCUCAUGUGAGAAGAGUGCUUCCUGGUACUCACGUAAAAACGCGCUAGUUGGGACAUCUGCAAAACAAAUUGUCAAGUCGAUGUCAGAAUGUGUUCGCACUGCUUGUUCCCAGUUGUUGUGACAAGUCUGGAACAAGUUGUUAUCACCUUGUUACAAGGUUGAUGACAGUAACAGAUUUUCUACAAGUUGUUCGUAACAAGUUGGUGCGAAGUUCUUGUCAUCAACUUGCUAACAACAACAACAACCUAUUACGUGCAGACGAUAUCAGACUUGUUGGAACAACUUGUUGCGAACGAGUCUGUUGGCUUCAUCAACCUUGUAACAAGAUGAUAACAACUUGUUCCAGACUUGUCAACAACACGGAACAAGCAGUGCGAACAAGUUUUGUUGACCAGCUGUGAGAUUUUGCUCUUGUGCUUUGCGUUCUCCAUGAGUUUCUUCUUGCAGUAUAACACUGGACUACAUAAUCAAGAGAGGGUCUUUAUUGGCCCACCAAGGGAGAACAGAUUAGAACUGAUUUAUCCAACAGAAACAAAGUUUAGUUUUAGGCUUUACAUAUUCAUUCUUGUGUUUUGAUAGAAAUUUGUUGAUUUUAUCAUUUUUCUAAAUGGGUUUUGCUAACUUAACACUUCUUCUCGUUUUAGUGAAAGGUCAUCACCACAUCCCUCUGGCGAAACAUAUUUAACGAAAGUGAAACAAUUUUGAUUGAUAUAAUUAUGCAAAUGACCAGAAUUCAAUAAUAUUGCAAUCAGCAGAACACUUAAGUAAUUGUAAGAACGUAUAUAUUGUAAUAAAAAUAACUGUGUGUAGUAUUAUAGACUAUGUUUUUGUCUUAGAAGCUUUGUAUUCUACAAGAAAUAAAAUCCUACGGUUCUUCUUAAUAAACCAUUAAGCCGCAAUACACUCCGAUGCGCCGUAUUUUUUUACGGUCUAACGCCAGACGAUAUUACGCUGCGAGGAUUAAUGGGUUAAUAGAUAUUUUGUUUUAACCACAGAAUAGGGG
Paramuricea clavata is the source of this 3005-nucleotide messenger RNA. Lineage: Eukaryota; Metazoa; Cnidaria; Anthozoa; Malacalcyonacea; Plexauridae. The record is from the annotation of a GenBank genome assembly.